UCGAGAGAGACUCGUCAUCGAUUGCGCGCGCGCGCGAGGCGCAGCACUCGGGGAAUUGCUCGCUCGCUCGCAAAGUUUCUCUGGAGGUAGGUAGAUAGGUAGGCCGCGUAGCCGCGCCACACCAUCGCCGCGCGAUCGCCUCCUCGUCCUCGCGGCCCGCAGCGGAAGAGAAACGUUACGCGCUCGCGAUUUUCGAAUCGAACGAGAGCGAGCGAGAAAGGAGGCCGAGAGGGAAAGGGAGGGAGAGACAAACAGACGGACGUAGGUGCGGACCUGCCGAGGCGUCAUCGUCGCCCGUCGCGCCUGCCACCCAAAGUGGGCCUUGUGGCCCAGGAUCAGGCCAGUCGGUCUAUAAACCUCAACCAGCCAGCCACUCAUCGGCCGCCGCCAUCUUGCUGCUCGACGAGAGAACGGUGACAGACACGGGCCUGCUGCUAUCGGAGCAGAGCGGAGCGGAGUAGCGGAGGUAGGAGGGGAAAGCGAGAAGGAGACAGAUAUAAGUGGACGACGGUCCCUUCAUGCGGUACGCGCCUAUGCCAUCCCGUCGCCUAUGCCUCGCUCCAUGCACAAUCGCAGCCGAGGAUAAUCAGAAGCAACGCAGAACAGCCUAAGAAGAGGAGGUGGUGGAGGAGGAGGAGGAGGAGGUGGAGGAGGAGGUGGUGGUGGUAAAGAAGAAGAGUAGUAUCGGUCGCGCCGAUACCAGAGUCGAGUGCUAGGUACACACAGAUCUACACGUACACACAUAGACAAAGGCGCGCGCGCGCGCACCUUCGUCAUCGUCUCACCGUCGUCGCCUCCACUCGCAAUGGCAAUGGAGACGCCGAGGGAGCGAGAGAUCGCUGCCGAGGACAGCAUCAAGGUGGUCUGUAGGUUUCGGCCGCUGAACGACUCCGAGGAGAAGGCCGGCUCCAAGUUUAUCGUCAAGUUCCCGUCCGGUAACGACGAGAACUGCAUCUCCAUUGGGGGCAAAGUAUACCUCUUUGAUAAAGUAUUUAAACCAAACGCCACGCAAGACAAAGUUUACAAUGAGGCCGCAAAGUCUAUCGUCACAGAUGUUUUGGCAGGAUAUAACGGAACCAUUUUUGCAUAUGGUCAAACAUCGUCAGGUAAAACGCACACGAUGGAGGGAGUCAUCGGUGAUCCUAACAAACAGGGCAUAAUCCCGAGAAUCGUCAAUGACAUCUUCAAUCACAUAUAUGGCAUGGAGGAGAACUUGGAAUUCCAUAUCAAAGUAUCGUACUUUGAGAUUUACAUGGAUAAAAUCAGGGAUCUUCUCGAUGUAUCUAAAGUUAACUUAAGCGUACACGAAGACAAAAACCGGGUGCCGUUCGUGAAAGGCGCGACCGAGCGGUUUGUUUCUAGUCCUGAGGAAGUGUUCGAGGUGAUAGAGGAGGGCAAGUCAAACCGGCACAUCGCCGUGACCAACAUGAACGAGCACAGCUCACGUUCCCAUUCCGUUUUCCUUAUAAAUGUUAAACAAGAGAAUUUGGAGAAUCAAAAGAAACUCUCCGGCAAGUUGUACCUCGUCGAUUUAGCCGGUUCCGAAAAGGUUUCUAAAACCGGUGCAGAGGGAACGGUGCUAGAUGAAGCGAAAAACAUCAACAAAUCUCUGUCUGCACUUGGUAACGUAAUCUCGGCCUUGGCUGACGGCAAUAAGACUCACAUUCCUUAUCGUGACUCUAAGCUAACAAGAAUCCUACAAGAAUCCUUGGGUGGCAACGCCAGGACCACAAUCAUCAUUUGUUGCUCUCCCGCUAGUUUUAACGAAUCCGAAACGAAAUCAACUUUAGAUUUCGGUAAACGCGCCAAGACUAUCAAGAACGUUGUAUGCGUGAAUGAGGAAUUGACGGCCGAAGAAUGGAAGCGCCGUUACGAACGUGAAAAGGAUAAAGUGGCGCGAUGGAAGGGCAAAGUGGACAAAUUGGAGGCAGAAUUGUCACGUUGGCGAUCUGGUGAGACUGUUAAACCAGAGGAGCAGGUUAGCCUGAUUGAAGGACCAGAUGUUACCACACCGAUCACCGCAUCUAUUGAAGUCAAACUAGACGACAGUCCGAUGCCUGCUACUCCCGGCGGCGGUCUCAUGAUUGGUUCGCUUUCAAACGAGGAGAGGCAGAAGCUUGAGGAGGAACGCGAAAGGCUGUAUCAACAAUUGGACGACAAGGACGAGGAGAUCAAUCAGCAGUCACAGUAUGUCGAGAAACUGAAGGAGCAGAUGGAGGAACAGGAGGAACUUAUCGCCAGCGCAAGACGAGAUUACGAACAGUUACAACAGGAGAUGAAUCGAAUACAACAGGAGAACGAGAGCGCUAAGGAAGAGGUGAAGGAGGUGCUGCAAGCGCUGGAAGAGCUUGCAGUUAAUUACGAUCAAAAGUCGCAAGAGGUCGAGCUGAAGAACAAAGAACAGGAGUCAAUGUCGGAGGAGCUUCUAGCUAAACAAGUAGCUCUGAACAACACCGCAUCCGAGCUACAACAGUUACGCGAUAUGUCGACCCAUCAGAGGAAACGUAUCGCGGAAAUGCUAGCGAAUUUCCUGAAAGACUUAGGAGAGAUUGGUGUAGCUAUUGGUGGCGAGUCUAACGAAAAUCUAAAGAUCUCUCCGCCGGAGAGCAACGGUAAACUGGAGGAGGAAUUUACAGUGGCGCGACUGUUCAUAAGCAAGAUGAAGUCUGAGGUGAAGAAUAUGGUCCAGCGAUGUCAGGGAUUGGAAACCUCCCAAGUAGACUGCAACAAGAAAGUUUCCGAGUACGAGAAGGACUUGGCCGAAUGCCGACUGUUGAUAUCGCAACACGAGGCCCGUAUGCAAACGCUAACGGAAUCUAUGAAGGAAACCGAAGCGCGCAAGCGAGCUCUGGAAGAGGACGUGGACGCGUUGCGCGAGGAAUGCGCCAAGCUGAAGGCCGCCGAACAAGUACAAGCGGUUACCAACAAGGAGAAGGCCGAGGAGAAGGAGGCGGCAACGAAGAUGCGAGUGGCCUUGGAGGAGCAGAUGGAUCAGCUGAGGGAUGCGCAUCAGAAACAGGUUGCCGCGCUCAGGGAUGAACUGUCUGAGAAGCAGGAACUGAUUAGCGAGCUCAAAGAUCUCAAUCAGAAGUUCACUCUGGCGCAUCAGCAGAUGCAGGCCGAUUACGAACGGUUGAAGCAAGAGGAGGCUAACAAAUCGGUUAAACUGCAGGAGCUUUUGUUGUUGAACGAGCGCCGAGAACAAGCAAGGAAAGAUCUCAAGGGUUUGGAGGAUACGGUAGCCAAAGAACUGCAGACCUUGCACAAUCUGCGCAAAUUGUUUGUCCAGGACCUGCAGGCUAGAAUAAAGAAGACCAUUAACGCGGAGGAUAACGAAGACGAUGGCGGUUCUCUUGCACAAAAACAAAAGAUAUCCUUCUUGGAAAAUAACCUGGACCAGUUGACGAAGGUGCACAAACAGCUCGUCAGAGAUAACGCAGACCUUCGCUGCGAGCUACCUAAACUGGAAAAACGAUUGCGGGCGACGAUGGAGCGCGUCAAAGCUCUGGAGACGGCGCUGCGCGACGCCAAGGAGGGCGCGAUGCGAGAUCGCAAGCGCUAUCAGUACGAGGUAGACCGGAUUAAGGAGGCAGUCCGGCAGAAGAAUCUGGCGCGACGCGGGCCGAGCGCACAAAUCGCGAAACCGAUUCGGGCGGGCCAGCACCACCUGAGUAACGUCAACGCCAUUAGAACCGGCAAUCGUGAUAUGGGUAACAGCGUACAGUGAUCGUGAUCGCAUAAUGCCAAAAUACCCUUCACUUUUACAGAAAACGAAUGCAAGAACGCUUUCAUCGAUGAAAACAAAAGAAUUCCAGCGGCUCUUAUGUAUAACGGAUAUGCAUAAAUGUUAUAUUAUUAUUAUUAUAAAGUAAGGGCAUAGUACUAUAUUAUCCGCAAGGAGAGAGCACCGCCAGUUCUUUUAAUUGUUUCUGUCCUCUUUUUCUCAGAGCAAGCAUGUGCUUAGGUAUAUAUGUAUAAGUGCAUUAAAUUAUAUACAAUAUGUACAUAUAUAUGACACAUAUAUAUAACACAUAUGUGACAUAUAUAUUUAUAUAUAUAUGUGUGUAUGUGUGUGUGUAUGUAUGUCAUACGCGCUGCAUGUCCUGUCGAUGUAAAUAGUUAAUUUUUAUAAAUUAUUUAAGUUAAUGUCAUAUAUACACACAUAUAUAUAUAUGUGUGUGUGUGUGUGUGUGUGUAUGUGUGUGUAUAUAUAUAUGUAUAUGAUAAUUCGAUAAUAGAUAUUAAUAUGUACGUCUAAAUCGAACGAAUUACACGGGGAAGCCUCUCGCUACUCUCGCGGAAUAAUUUAGUGUUUUCUAUUUAAAUCACACUCAGUCUAAAAAUUGAAUCAAGAGAAAAUCGAGAAAAAUUCUUGCCACAAAUCUUACGAGUUCGUAGCGAGGAUCGCAUGGUCACAUCAACCAGGAUCCUCGAAGAUCUUUGGUAAGAGGCAACAAAGACUUAACGCGUUUAGUUCGGGUUCUAACUAAUUCACUAAUCGAUAAGGCGAUCGGACAUGCGGCUUUGAGCGAGUGCAAGGGCGGUGGCACACGGAAAGACUUAAGCAGUAAAACUUGAGCAGUGAACCAAUCAUAGAACUUAAGGCUUAAUACAAGCGGUAGCAAAUCCUGUUAAUUUCUUAAAGUUGACUGCUUAAGGUUUUUUUGCGUGUCAUAAUCCUAAAAAUGAUCGCGGCUUACACAAGUAUUUGUAAUCAUAAGAAAUCUCUCUGCUAGCUGAUAAGGAAUACCUCGCGAUAAAAGCGCACGGCAACAACUCGUGUUCACUUGUCGCUAGAACUCGCGAUCGUGGACAGCAACUCGGAUAAUGAUUGCUGUUACAAAAUGUACGCCUUAAAUGAUCCUUGAACGCUCAUUAUUGAUUGUCUGGACAUUAUAUUAUACAAUAUAUUCUAUAAUUUAUUUCCACUAAAUCUUGAUUUGCUCCAGUGAUCAGACCUUGAUCAAUUCUUGUCAUAUAUUUCGUCGAACAUAAUCACUGCAUAUUUCUGACAAUUAGAUAAGAUCAGAUAAACUCAUAAUAAAUAUUCAGUAAACAACUGUCUUUAUAUUAACACGAUCUUAAAAUUUUUGUUUGAAUUUUACCCAUAUUGUGCCAUUAGAUUCUAAAGAUAAUUUAUGCUAUAAUUAUUCUUAAACAAUUCAGUAGAUAUAGAUGCUUUUUUAUAUUAACGUUCAUUUUCAGAGUCAAGAUAGAACGCGUGAUCAUUCAGGUUUAAUUAAUUAGCAUUAAUUUUGACGUGAUCUAUUAAUGCUAAAAAUGACCAUUGAAGCUAAUAAAUUAUAUAUUUUUUAAUAGUACCUACAGACAGCCUAAUAUUUUACAAAUUGCACAAUAUAUUUCAAAGAAUUUUGAAUCAUACAAUAUAUUGCACAAAUCUUCAAUAUAUCCUCCAGACUAUCAAUAAUAUGGAAUAAUAAUAUUGAGCGUUUAAAAGCCGCUUUAGUAUCGGCACAAAUCGAAAGUGAAAUCAAUAAGGGUCUACAGAAAAAAGAUAAGAAAACAUACAAGAAAAAGAGAAUAAGAGAAGAAAUAAAUGAAUGUAUAUCGGUUAGACUCUGAAGGUCUAUAGACCCUUCAGUCUGACCGAUAUAUAUUCAUUUAUUCCUUCUCUUAUUCUCUUCCUCUUGUAUGUUUUCUUAUCUUUUGGGGGGAAUUGAAAAAAUAUGAAAAUCAAUAAAAACUGGCUGUCUUAUGACCAAACUUUGAUUAUACAAUUUUUAUCAGAAAGAGGAAUUUUGCUGAAGUACCUGAAAAUUUUGACAGAUACAAAAAAUAAUUUUGUUGGCUAAUCAAAAUUAUGAAGAACGCUCGAACAUGAUGAACAAUGUUGCAGAAAGUUUUGACAUUCUAGCCAUCAAGUUCAAGGUUCUACACAAUUUUUAUAACUCAACAAAAUUUUCAAAUCUGCUAAAUUUUUAAAUACUUUAGUAAAACUAUUUUUUCCGUAUAGUUUUGUCUAAGCAUGAAGGAUAACAAUUCGGUCAGAGUUCUAGCGUCAUGGACUCGAGUUCGAGGUCCCUCCAGCGCGCAUUCUUGCCGGAAGGCACGCUUGAUCCGCAGGCAAGCGAGGAAUUGCCUUUCCAAAGCUCUCAGCGCGUCACGGCGACCAGCCCACGCUCGGUUCUUAUCAGAGCGAGGAAAAUUCAGAACGAGGAUCUAUUCCGCAGGACAGGAAAGUAGAGCGAUUUGUACCGACUAUCGACGGCUAUCAUGCGUACAGUUCAUCGACCGACGUUUCUCUCGCGUGCGUCUAAUUUAGAUUAAUUUAUCCCCGACACGCUCCUUUUGCUGCUCCUCUGGCGACCAUCAAGUGACGAGAAGAAGCCCCAGCCUUCCGGAAUCCGGCAAACCUCUCGGAUUUUCUUCUUUCUCGCUUCUUCCGAUUAUGAGCAAGCGAUGAAACCCAGUGUGAAAUCUGCUUAUCGCGCGUCCCGAAAGGAAAGAAGAGGAAGAAAGGAAACACUCUCGUCGGAGUUUCGUGCUCGCGCAUUUUUCAUUUGCGGCGUCAUCAUUAAUUCUUUUCGAGAGAUCCUCGCUACUUUGUUUUGUUUUUUAUUAAAUCCAGAUCAGUUCUCACGAUCGCGUUGUUUUGUAUCAUGUUAUUUUCUACGCUCUUUUUUCCGCCCACGAUUUUACACACGAAAUAAUGUAUACGUCUUUUUGUAAAUCUGUUUUAUAAGACUUCUCUAUGUAUGAUCACGCGCUCUCGAGAUAGCCGUAUCGUUACUAAUUUAUAAAUCGCGAUAAGAUAAUUACGAAUCGCCCCGAAUACUGGCAAAUGGCCCGCGGGCGGACGCUAAACGAUGGCCUUUCGCGGCGCUCAUGCAUUUCCUCGUUAUUUCGCGAUAUACACAUUUCCUAUGAUGUAAUCCUACGUAAUAAUUUCGAGCCUCCUCGGACGCGGAGAUUCUCAGAGCCGAAAAACUAAACUGAGAACGCUCGCGGGAUUUAUUUAACAAUAAUGGGUGCAUUUGCACCUUUGCCUGGCAGCUUUUGCGUGAUGCGUGGUGCGAGGAAGCGAGGUGUAAUAAUGUAAACGCGAGAAGUAUAUUCGACUAAUACUUGUAUUCUUUUCUAUCAUAUACAUCAUCCAGGUUCUCUUUUAACUUUUGUGAUAUGUAAUUGUAUCGAGAAAGUUGCGUUCUUUUCCCGCCCUCCCCCCCCCCCUCUUCGCUCAUAUGUGGGAUGUGGGCGAAGACGGCCGACAAGUGUGUGGUGCAUUAAUGCGAGUGCAAUUAUCGUUAAACUAUUUUUGUCGGGUAUAUGUAAAUAUACGAAUUAUAUAUAAAUAAAUAUAUAUAUAUAUAUACAUGUAAUAUGUCACACGUUAGAAUUUCGUGAACGGAAUAUAGAGAGGAGAGGGUGUACGUUCGCCCUCCAUUGCGAAAGAAGAAAGGCAAGCAUGCGUUCUAUGCACGAUUGUAUUUAUCGCAGAUAUAACAUAAUACACACAUACAUCUGUAACGUUAAUGUUUCUCUCUCUUUUACGUGCGUCCCCCUCCCCCUUUAGACACCGAUAAAUGUAUUUCUCUCCCCCCCUCCCCUCCUUUCCAAUCGUGUUGCGCUGAAAACUGUAAUCCGCGAAUUUUUUUUCCUACCGAUUAAUACAAUUAAUCGUCGUCUUCGACAAGACUGUUGUAAUUCGCGACCGUCGAGAUUUAACCCCCUUUUCUCUCCCUUUUCCCUUUCGCGACAUAAUUAAGCUAAAAACUAAAAAGAGAGAUUAAGUAAGAAGAAAAUCAUGUAAGAAAUCGCUAUACCGAUCUUUGUGAUAGGCGAUAACAAUCCCACAUAAGCGCAACAGCAACGAUUCUUAUUAUUAAUGAUGUAUGUAUAAUGUAUCGAGUAACGUUCGCCGACAUGCGUGGGGAAGACACAGAAAGUUAUUGGUAUAUAUUAUUUUCGUAACGUCUCCGGCAUGUGUCUGAGUAAAGGAAGAAAAAAAAGAGCAAAAAUAACAAUACACUACACACACUUAUUCGCAAUUAAGUAGGCGAGAUUAUAACGAUUUAUGUGCACGCAGCCAUCCAGUCAGUCACUGUUAAAGAGGAGGUCGAUCUACAAUUUAGUUAAGUCUCUUCGUCUCGACGAUGAGUGAGGCGCAUUUUUCGUUUCCUUUAUCCCGAAAGGAAGCAGGAAAAAAGGAUCCUCUCUCCGUUCCAUUAUUUCGAGAGAUCCGAUCUCAGAGAGAAUUUUAGCGAGAACAGAAUGUGAUAGUAAAGUUCUCUGAUGAUUCACGUAAUGCAAUUUUUGUGUAACGAUCUUAUCUUUUUUUUCCCAUCGUGCGAGAUGUUUUGUUUUUCUGCGAGAUCGAGUUCAGAUCUACCUCAUCUGAAACAGCAAAGUAGCGAAAGCGAGAUAUAAAAAGAAAACGCGAAAAAAAGAAACGCAUAGCUGCAAUUCUAAACAAUUUUUUCCUAGACUUAGAUUGUAGUAAAAUUUGUAUGCAGGGUGUAGAAGAGAGGCUGUAGCUACAAGGUACUAUAUAAAUUGUAAUACAAUAUUCUUCUUGGAUUAAAGCUGUAAUUUUAAGAUAUCGUUAUAUUAUCAUUAUUCGAUUAUUGAAACAAGACGCAGUGCUUAUAUUGAAAGAAUAAGAAAGGAAAAUCACACGAUUGUAUUUCACUUAUUUAUUUAUUGUUGCACCGCAUAUUGUCCCGGCGAAGUAAUCUCCGAAAGAAAUAUAUUUAUAAGGUAACAUAAUAAAAAAAUAUAUUAUACAUACAAAUA
Messenger RNA from Monomorium pharaonis (pharaoh ant), 8754 nucleotides. RefSeq names its product kinesin heavy chain (gene Khc). The record is from RefSeq and is a predicted model, not a curated record. Gene Ontology annotation, biological process: microtubule-based movement. Gene Ontology annotation, molecular function: microtubule motor activity; microtubule binding; ATP binding. The coding region runs from base 806 to 3727 and encodes 973 amino acids. The transcript has 14 exons. NCBI's taxonomy places the organism in Eukaryota, Metazoa, Arthropoda, Insecta, Hymenoptera, Formicidae.